AUGAAACUUUGGACAUCACCCUGGGUGUCUUGCCUGGUGAUUCUCAUCUUGUGUUUUGGAUCAGAGUGCGGGAUAGUCCGGAAAAAGGGGAGAUCCAAGAGGGAGUUGGUGCGCAUUAGGGAGGCGAAAGCCACCAUCCCAGGGGCUUGUGCCACACGUCUGCCCCGGGGCAAACGCUCUUUGCCCGGCUUGGAGCGACGGGUGCUUCGGCAGCGCCGGCGCUCCUCUCAAGCGGAGGGAAACUCACCAGACCGAGGGAAAGCUGUCUAUUUUACCGGCAGGGGAGAUCAGCUACGGCUGAAGCCUGGCGUGGAGAUACCCAGAGGCAAUUUCACUCUGGAGAUGUGGAUCAAACCGGAGGGAGGUCAACGAUCGCCUACAGUGAUCGCAGGCCUUUACGACAAAUGCUUUUAUGCCUCCAGUGACCGAGGCUGGCUGCUUGGCAUCCAGGCGGAUAGUGAAUACGGCGACCGCGAUCCACGCUUCUUCUUCUCCCUUAAAACUGACCGUGCCCACAAAGUGACCUCAAUCCGCUCCAACGCUCGUUAUAUACCAAACCAAUGGGCACAUAUUGCAAUCACCUAUGAUGGCGUAUACAUGAAGCUCUUCGUCAAUGGAGCCCAGGUCGCCGUUAGUCGAGAGCAAUCUGGCGAUGUCUUCAGCCAUUUGACCCAAAAGUGCAAAGUGCUGAUGAUUGGGGGCAAUGCACUCAACCAUAAUUACAGGGGGGCAGUGGAAAGGGUGAGUCUAUGGAGGGAGGCCCGAGGGCAGAGGCAUAUCAUCAGGGAUAUGCAAGGCCACGAGGACCCCCAAGAUCUACCUAAGCUGAUAAUUCGUGAAACAUUUGAGCACCCAGGUCGUAAGUGGCUGACUGUAAAAGAUGGUAGUUUUCCUCAGCCUGAGCACAGAGGAGGUGCGAGGUCAGGGUUUGUGAAUGGUGGUGGAAAUGGAAACGCUGAGGGAUUACUGGACACAAGCUUGGAGCCUCCAACUUGUGGUCAAACUGUCUGCGACAACGUUGAGGUCAUUCGAAACUACAACCAACUUUGGACCUUCCGCCGACCAAAGAAAGUUCGAUAUCGUGUUGUAAAUAUUUGGGAUGAUGCAAGGACAAGGCCAACUGUGUCAGACCACCAGAUCAUUCUGCAGCAUCAGCAGCUUAAUGACGCCUUCAGCCCCUAUAACAUAACCUGGGAGCUUAGCAUUCACAACGUGACCAACUCUUCUCUACGCAACCGCCUGAUCUUAGCUAACUGUGACAUCAGCAAAAUUGGCGAUGAUCAGUGUGACCUAGAAUGCAACCAUCCGCUGACAGGAUUUGAUGCAGGCGACUGCAUGUCUAGAUAUCGAACCCGCUGCCCUGAACACAAGCAGGGUAAUGGUAUAUGUGACCCUGAGUGUAACUGGGAAAACUUCUUCUAUGAUCUUGGCGACUGCUGCAACCCCAAUGUGACAGACGUGACCAAGACAUGCUUCAACCGUUCCUCUCCACACAAAGCCUAUUUGGAUAUGAAAGAGCUCAAAGAGAUUUUGCAGUUGGAUGGCUCAACUCACCUGAAUGUUUUCUUUGCCAAUUCUUCUGAUGAAGAUCUGGCAGGGGUUGCCACAUGGCCCUGGGACAAAGAGGCCCUCACACACUUGGGUGGAAUUGUGCUGAAUCCUUCUUUCUACGGCACAUUUGGUCACACUGACACAAUGGUCCAUGAGAUUGGUCAUAGCCUCGGCCUUUACCAUGUGUUUCGAGGUGUGUCCGAGACUGAAUCAUGCAAUGAUGCGUGCUUGGAGACUGAGCCCUCAAUGGAGACUGGGGACUUGUGUGCAGACACCAAACCCACUUCCAAAUACAAAGGCUGCAGCGAUCCCGAACCAGGCAAUGAUACUUGUGGCAUCCGUCAUUUCACGCAUACACCGUUUAACAAUUACAUGAGUUAUGCAGACGAUGCUUGUACAGACUCUUUCACAAUGAACCAGGUGGCUAGGAUGCACUGCUACCUGGACCUCAUCUAUCAGACCUGGCAGCCUGCUUCCAAACCUCCUCUGGUGCCAAUGGCUCCUCAGGUGGUUGAGCAGCAUCAUAAUUCCAUCACCCUGGAAUGGUUUCCACCAAUUUCCGGACAGUUUUAUGACAGAGAAGUGGGAUCAGUGUGUGACAAAUGCACUGAAGGGAGAGUCCUACUACAGUAUGCAUCAAACUCUUCUUCUCCACGACCAUGUGAUCCAUCUGGUCACUGGUCCCCUCGAGAGGCUGAAGGCCCUCCUGAUGUGGAGCAGGCUUGUGAACCAAGUGUGCGUACCUGGAGCCCUCAUUCAGCAACCGAGCAAGACAUCGUUGGCCUGCCAGAGUGCCCUUCACAGGGCUGCAUGCUUCAGCUAGAGUUCGCCUACCCACUGGUACCUGACUCCUUGACUGUGUGGGUUACAUUUCUUAGCCGCGAGGAAACGGCGCUGCCUGCGAUCCAUAACAUCUUGCUGCUGACCGUCAGUGGAAACAACAUUUCACUGGGUCCCAGCAAUGUUUUCUGUGAUACCCCGCUCACUAUGAAGCUGGACAUUGAGGAAGAGGUGUAUGGGGUACAGUUCUACACUAUGGAGCAGCAUCUGGAGAUCGACGCCACUCUUUUGACAUCCAAGCCCAACUAUAAACUCUGCAACCAUUGCCAGCCUUUACGCUACCGCCUGUUGCGUCAGCCACCCUUCACACAUGCCCCCAACGGUCUGCUGCUGAAUGAACCUACCCGCCGAUAUACAGAUAGGGAUGUGAUACCACAUGUUACGUAUACUUACCAGGUCCAAACAAUCUCCAGUCAAAGUGAGAGUGAGCCAUCUCCACCUUUGGUGCAUCAACUUGGGGCACCCUAUUGUGGUGAUGGUCGCAUCCAAAGUUCCAAAGGAGAGGAAUGUGACGAUAUGAACUCUAUGAAUGGGGAUGGCUGUUCUAGUCAGUGCAAGAAAGAGCCAUUCUUCAACUGUGUUGAGGAGCCAAGCAUGUGCUACUACUAUGACGGUGAUGGGGUAUGCGAGGAUUUUGAGCGAGAGACAGGUGUGAGAGACUGUGGCCUCUAUACCCCCAGUGGUUUCCUGGACCAGUGGGCUUCCUCUAUUGAAGUUUCCCAUGAAGAAAAGCCCUAUUGUUCUGGUGAAGUUGCUGCUGGAUAUCCCGCUGUGACUAAGACAUGUCAGUCCAAGGUGUUUGACCUAUCUGAUGGAGUGUCGCAGUACGCAUGGUUCCCCUGUCGAGUGGCUGAUUCAGCCUGGGGAUAUUAUACAUACUGGCUUAAGGCCCACUUUUCUCAUCCCAUGGUGGCAGCAGCAGUAAUUAUACACUUGGCUGCUGAUGGGACUGGCUUCAUUGAUCAGACACAAUGUAAUAUUACUGUUCAACUGGUGGACACCAAGGAGGGGAUCCAUAGCCUAGGUGAGUGGCGUCUAAGCUGUCGCACAAACCCUUUGGUCAUCCCAGUGAGUCAUGACCUGUCAGUGGCCUUUUACCACACCAAGGCUAUCCUGGUGAUGUUUUCCUCUCACCUCGUGGCCAUCUCCGGCGUAGCCCUACGUUCCUUCCAGUCUUUUGACCCCAUCACAAUAAGUGGCUGCCAAAGCAAUGAGAUCUACAAUCCCACAGGACAGAGUUGUGUACAUUAUUCGUGUGAGGCCAUUGACUGCCAGGAACCCCUGAUCCGCAAUGCAGAGCUAAAGUGCAGUAGCCCUGGCCACCACUUCUACAAUGGAGACCGCUGCACCAUCUCCUGCAACUCUGGAUAUGUCCUGCAAGUCCACCAGGACGAUGACAUCAUCAAGAGUCAGUCAGAGACUUCAGUGACAAUAACUUGUGCAAAUGGGAAGUGGAACAAACAGGUAUCGUGCGAGCCUGUGGACUGUGGUUUGCCAGACAAGUAUCAUGUUCAUCCUGCCAUUUUCAGCUUUCCAGAGGGCACCACCUAUGGCAGAAAGAGCACCUUUCAGUGUCGAGAACCUGCCCAGCUAAUGGGUACAAACAACACGCUUACCUGCCUCGAGGAUGGUCUAUGGUCCUUCCCAGAGGCUCUCUGUGAGCUUCGUUGCCCAGCCCCUCCUCUUGUACCCAAUGCUGUGCUGCAGACAAAACGUUGCCAGCAGUCAGACUUAAAAGUUGGCACACUCUGCAAGUACAAGUGCAGGCCAGGCUACCAUGUUACCAAUAAACCCAAGCGGCGUGCAUUCAAACGCCAGUGCACAGAAGACGGCACCUGGCUCGAGGGAUCUUGCGAGCCCGUGACUUGUGAUCCUCCACCUCCGAUCUUCCAUGGCUCCUAUAACUGUACCAAUGGGUUUCGUUUUGACAGUACCUGCACUCUAAACUGCUCUGAUCCUGCUGGUAAUACUGCUAUCGCCAGCACAGGACGCUCUGCCCAUACGGGCACAGGGUCCAAUGAGAUCCGCUGUCGAAAAGAUGGAAAUUGGACAGGGUCGUUCCGCCUGUGCCCACACAGCCAAGGCCAGUGUUCUUUACCUCAAAACCUCCAUUAUAGCCUGCAAUACUCAUGCAAACGAGGACACGGCAUAGGUGAGGACUGUGAGCUGACAUGUAGAGAGGGGAACAACGAUGUUGUGAUUCUCCCUCACAAUAUGACCGUAGAAAAAGUAAUGAAAGAGCACUGGAGAAAUCCACCUAAGGUGAAGAGUAUUAUCUGUACAAUGGGGCUGAAAUGGUAUCCACACCCAGAAUUCCUCCACUGCAUCAAAGGAUGUGAGCCAUUCAUGGGAGACAACUACUGUGACUCAGUAAACAACAGAGCCUUCUGUAACUACGAUGGAGGAGACUGCUGCCAAUCGACUGUCAAGACUAAAAAGGUGAUUCCAUUCCCAAUGUCCUGUGACUUACGAGAUGAGUGUUCCUGUCGGGAUCCCAAUGCUGUAGAGAACAGAAAGGAUGAGCAUGUCCAUUCCCUGGGGUGACCAACCUUAGCAAGGACCCUUUGUUCAACAACCUAGGACCCUUUCCCCAACACCACAUAGCCAAAGUGGCUGAGGCAGACUCUCCUUCAUCCUCUUCUUGGCCUUCGAUUUCCUGCACAUGCUGCUUAAAAGGCAUACCUCUCCAUCCAUCCAUACUGCAACCCCAACCUGCUGAAAUGCCUCCAUCUCUCCACAACCGAAAGAUACAGAAAAGAAGAUGGGACUCCAUAAAACCUUCAUUUUUCAGCUUAAAGGAAAGUAACCCCUGCAAUACAUUAAAUCAUUAAAGUACAAAUUAAGCAAAGCAAGAAAAAAAAAACACAAAAUAAAAUGAAUUACAUGAAGCAGACAUUUUUGAAAAAAAUGAGAAAACAAAACAAAACAAAAAAGAACAAAAAAAACCAAACAACAACAACAACAACAUAACCAAGCCUAGGUAGCAUGCCUUUUGUUGAGUUUUGUGCUGGCUUUAGUGUCUAUUUUAGUGACCUUACUCUACAAUCAAGUGAUUGAACCAAAGGAAUAUCAAAAUGCAUACGUCGAGGACAGAAUUGAUUUUGCCUCCGUGUUUCGGAAAUAUGAAGGAAGUUAAGACAAAUGUUAAAAAUAAUCUUCACACACUCUGAAAGCUUGUUCAACUUUUUUUUGGAGGGGCUAGAAGUUGGUGCUGAUCAGAUAUUCUAUAUCUGUGUGUCACUAUAAGUAAAGUGUGUUUCUUCACUGGCACAUCAGAGGCUUUAGGUUAUUUCUAUCUUGGUGGGGAAUAAGAGAGCCAUGUUAAUAUGGAAGUCGUAGAUUCAACACACUCACAAAGACCCCAAAUAUAAAGGCGCACACAAACCACAGCUAGCCACAGAAACAGGUUCCGAAGACGAUUUAAUAAGUAUAGAGCAAAAUCCCAAAAGCAUAGUGAAAACAUUUUAGGGCUUUCACUACUGUCCAUCUUCACAUAAUAACAUUUAACUGGGUUAGACAGCUUUGUCUUCCUUGCUGCUUAAAGUACCUCUUUAUAGCAUUCAUUCACACCUCUAUGUUUGCUCAUAAUACAUUUUCUCACAUUAACACAGAUUGCAUUAGAACACAUGUUGACAACACCACAUAUAAAAUGCACUAAGAACUUUAAAAGAAAUCCAGAACCUCAGUUGUCCUUGCCUCUUUCACCCAGUA
This is a messenger RNA of Oreochromis aureus, 6102 nucleotides long. It is a transcript of the gene pappaa, whose product is annotated as pregnancy-associated plasma protein A, pappalysin 1a. The record is from RefSeq and is a predicted model, not a curated record. The transcript is spliced from 22 exons. Bases 1 to 4935 code for a protein of 1644 amino acids. Lineage: Eukaryota; Metazoa; Chordata; Actinopteri; Cichliformes; Cichlidae. Gene Ontology annotation, molecular function: metallopeptidase activity; protein binding.